CCCCGCUCGAUCUUGUACAAGCAGUCAUUCAAUCAUGGUUGCACGUAUAUAAUAGAGUGAGUAGCCGUUUCCUCCUCGUUUUUGUUUUCUGUCUCUUUCAUCCCAAUUGAAUCAAUUCUUCAAACACCCAUCAACUUCAACUUUAUUGGUACCGCCUCCACAUCCUCCUGACAACUCAAACACCUUUUUCACACUCCUCUUACGAAACCAUCAAAUCCGUUCGAACACGUCGACUGAAUCAAUCAGCAACACCUAAACUCCCUCCACCACAAAUACACAACAUGCCUGUCCGCGUUCCCAAGCUUCCCGCUGCCAAACCCUCAGAGAUCUUCUGCAUGGGUGCGGCCGGUGUUGGCGUCUUGACACCCCUCUAUCUCGUCAUGCCUGGCGCUGAGGAGCGUCUUUCCAACCAGACCAACAAGUGGGCUCCACGAUGGGAGAGGAACGUCAGCUACUUCAUUCCUCCCAUGGAGAAGGGCGUCCAGCGCAUUGAGCCUCCUGUGUCCAGAAUGGUCCAACGUGUUGAGGACCGUCUUCCUCUUGAAAAGAUGGCCAAGUCAGUCGACAAGGGCAUUCGAAGUGGUAUCGCUCGAUUCAAUGGCGAGAACAAGCCCUAAGAACAUAUUUCAUCUGUCUGCGACCAGCCUUUACCGGGCGCGGGUCUUUCCUUUGUACAUUAUCAUUAGCAUACCCCGGGUAGAUGACACAUCGUUCACGAAAACCCAUACAUGAAUUCAAUGAUCUUAUCUUGAUAUGAACUCUUUUUUACCUCAUGGUGACUUGCGUCUUGGUGAUGCUUCGCGUUUCUCAUGCGUAAAGGUCAUUGAGGUCUCCAUCACAUCCCAUGUGUUUUCAAUCUCAUUGUCCUGUUCUUGGCAUUAGUUUUGAACUCAACCUGUAGAUUGCCCCAAAUAGCAUUUCAUCGUUUACCAUGCUAGGAUUUAACACCGCA
Messenger RNA from Fusarium odoratissimum NRRL 54006, 952 nucleotides. RefSeq lists its product as uncharacterized. The transcript is spliced from 2 exons. The coding region runs from base 282 to 617 and encodes 111 amino acids. Lineage: Eukaryota; Fungi; Ascomycota; Sordariomycetes; Hypocreales; Nectriaceae. The record is from RefSeq and is a predicted model, not a curated record.